Penicillium coprophilum is the source of this 372-nucleotide messenger RNA. RefSeq lists its product as uncharacterized. Lineage: Eukaryota; Fungi; Ascomycota; Eurotiomycetes; Eurotiales; Aspergillaceae. The transcript is spliced from 2 exons. The record is from RefSeq and is a predicted model, not a curated record. The coding region runs from base 1 to 372 and encodes 123 amino acids.
AUGAAGGAGCUAGGGUCGCAACUCACUGGUUUUUCACACCACCAUAGCCUCGCACUCUUCUCCAUGGAGAGAGUGGAUGACACGAACCCAGUCCCAGCUCCCAACGACAGGCAGUUGGAAGAACUCACACGACUGAGAUACCGCCGUGAACUCCGAAUCGACCGCCGCACGGUGAUACUUGAAGUCUCCAUCAUCGUUGAUUGGAUUGGAGUGAUGAUGCAGCAUACGAAUGGCCCCCAACUACAUCUGGAUGAUAUUCUGGAGCCGUUGGAACCACGACUCAAUUAUCUACUCCAGAAGAUGACUGACCUGCGCAACGAAGAGUUGGCUGAUCGUCGCCGGGAACAGUCUAUCUGGGCAAGUGUCGCGUAG